Lasiosphaeria miniovina is the source of this 772-nucleotide messenger RNA. RefSeq lists its product as uncharacterized. NCBI's taxonomy places the organism in Eukaryota, Fungi, Ascomycota, Sordariomycetes, Sordariales, Lasiosphaeriaceae. The transcript is spliced from 2 exons. The record is from RefSeq and is a predicted model, not a curated record. Bases 327 to 650 code for a protein of 107 amino acids.
AGCUAAGGUUUAUUCUUUUGCCUGGUCUUCUAAAACGGAUGGACUGUCUGGAGCAUAAUUGAUCGCCCGAGAUGGUGGCUCCGCAUGAAAUAAAGAUGGAAGUGGCCGCACCUCCCCGCACCCGAGGAGUCCCUGCAAAAAAAGGAAGGACCGAAGUCGAAGUCGUCCAAUGUCCCCUUCCAUGUGGCGCCCCUUCCUUGCGCUUCAGUUCCAGUCUAGGGCAGGUAAGGCAAGGACAGACGAAAGAGUAGACCGAUCCCGCCACGCACAUCUCGCCAAUCUUGACAGAUUAGGUCGUUACCAACUUGAACAGUUCGAGAAAUUCGAUGGCAUCCAUCUUCGCUUUGCUGCUGUCAUUGUCGCACAGUUGUGAGCCGCGCGUAAAACAAACAAAUCAACCGGAGAGGUGGUGCGGCCUAUCCAAAAAUAUCACGUUGUUGGGUUUCGUAAAACAAAUCGGGAUUGCCAGUUGUUUCAAUACAAGCGAAGCAGCAUUGUUUAUCUGUCUGUCUGUCUGUCUGCCUGUCGAACCGCCCAUACACCUAUGCCAUGCAGUUCGAGGCUCUAGGCUCUUUGGACUCCCAAGCACGCUAGCUGGGGACGUGAAGUAUUUGCGACACUCGCUGUGUAAGGGCCUGCGAGGACCUUAGGGAACUUGCACUUGGCUGCAUCUCGCCAGCAACAAUCGUCAAUGUCGGUCCAAGUCUAGGUUACGCGACGCUCAUAGAUGUCGCCGUCUCUGCUGGUCGAAUUGCUAGGCGUCAAGUACAAA